Messenger RNA from Helianthus annuus (common sunflower), 453 nucleotides. RefSeq lists its product as uncharacterized. Bases 1 to 453 code for a protein of 150 amino acids. The transcript has a single exon. The record is from RefSeq and is a predicted model, not a curated record. Lineage: Eukaryota; Viridiplantae; Streptophyta; Magnoliopsida; Asterales; Asteraceae.
AUGGAGGCAAAACUACCACUAAUCACAAACAAAGUAUGGAGCUUGGUGCGUGCAAUACUUUUCACGUUGAAAAAAGAUAUUUCCAAACGAAAGUUCUUGGUUAAUCUUAACAUGAUGAUGAAGCAUAGCAAGAUGGCCCGAAAAUCACCAUCCGAUGAAUACGAAUUCAGUUGUAGCAACACCCCUCGUUACCCACUCUCUCUCUUUUCCACCCACAACAAACGCCAAAACAACUGCCAUCGUCUUGUUAACCCUAACCCGCCACUUGCUAUGGACGAUUGUGAUGAUAUAACAAUAGACCCGGCCGUCAUUAAAGUUCUACACACGCUGUCAAACGAUGCCGUGUAUUCACCGUUUACGGUAGCUCACGGUUUGGAAGAUGGUCAGGUGGACAAGGGAGCUGACAAGUUCAUAAGAAGGUUUUUUAGUGAUCUGAAACAGCAAGAUAAUUGA